Cydia splendana is the source of this 1012-nucleotide messenger RNA. RefSeq names its product protein TonB-like. The record is from RefSeq and is a predicted model, not a curated record. The coding region runs from base 16 to 681 and encodes 221 amino acids. Lineage: Eukaryota; Metazoa; Arthropoda; Insecta; Lepidoptera; Tortricidae. The transcript is spliced from 5 exons.
GAGGAGACAUACACCAUGGCAGGACGUCCUGGAGGUUAUUACGGCUACGGCGGCCCGCCGCCCCCGCCCCCGCCGGGCCAUCCCCCACACAUGUUCCCCGGCCCUCCCGGGGUCAUGUACUACCCCGUCCACCCCGCCUACUUCUACCCUUACCCUCCCCCGCCCGAACCGGUCCAAGUGGUGGACAGCCCGCCCGAGGAGGCCGUCCCGGAACUGCCCGGAGAGACGGUCGAGCUGCCGUGGAGUACAUACCGUUGGGUCCCAGCAUGCCUAAGCCAGCGCAGCAUCCCGCCGGGCGCGCUGCGCGUGGGCACGGACGCGGACGGAGAUGAGAUCUUCGCGGGGCGCGCACCGCAUGAGGGCGACAUCCUGCCCGCCAAAGUCAUCCCCAACAAGAACGCCUGCUACGUCGCACACAACGGGGAGGAAGUUCUGAAAGAUCAGUUUGAGGUGCUGGUGCCAGCGAUGUUCUCGUGGCAGUUCUCCACGAACGGCGCGGUGCCACCCGGCGCAGUGGAGGCGGGCGUCACCGCCGACGGCGAGAAGCUGUACUUCGGCCGCGUCACACACGACGGCUGCGUCACUCCCGGCAAGAUUCACCCCAGCCACGAGACGUGUUACUACCCGUUCGACGGCGAAGAGAGGAGCUCGGCCGAGUACGAGGUGCUCGUGCUCAUGUAGAUAAUAGUCAAUACCAUAGGGAUCUACAGUCUUGGAUAAUUCCAAAGAUACCGAACUAGGUAAGGUAAACGUACUAGUGACAUGCUAAUGCCCAAUAGACGACACCUUGCUGUCACCUCUAGUCCUCUAUUGACAAUGACUUAAGUUUCAAGAUGUCAUAUUGUAUUGGGACCGCGUCGAGUAUCAGUACGUUUACCUUACGACAUAUUUUGUUAAAAAAUAAUGUUUUCGGCUAGGUUACCUAUCGGCUGCAGAAUUGUCGGAAGUAAUACGUAAAUGUACUUGCCAUUUUAGUUGUUUAUAAUUGUGAUUAUCCCCAGUGAUAUUUGAA